Messenger RNA from Branchiostoma floridae (Florida lancelet), 4259 nucleotides. Its product is annotated as small G protein signaling modulator 2-like. The transcript is spliced from 30 exons. NCBI's taxonomy places the organism in Eukaryota, Metazoa, Chordata, Leptocardii, Amphioxiformes, Branchiostomatidae. The coding region runs from base 193 to 3933 and encodes 1246 amino acids. The record is from RefSeq and is a predicted model, not a curated record. Gene Ontology annotation, biological process: activation of GTPase activity. Gene Ontology annotation, molecular function: GTPase activator activity.
CCGAGUCCCGGUCAACUGCCCCUCAUUUGGCGCGUGAAUGCCGUCAUGAAAUAUUGAUGCCCCCCGGCCGCAGAUGGCUCUCAUCCGCGCCGCUUCCAAAUCAUCUCAAACAGUCACCCCGAAUCCUCGCCAAGAAAUUAACGGCGACAUUCACGGCACGUUUCAACAUCUUUGUGCCGAAGUCUAGCGGGAAUGCGCCGCUUCUUUCAGCGAGGGAAAACCGGAAAUACCGGGUGUGACGCGCCGCCUGCUCAUCCUAAUUCGUGCACCUUAAAUCCAGAACCGGACGGCAAGAUGGCGACAGUCAUAGGAGACAAAAUGUCGGACGCAGAGUACAGGGAAAAGCUGAUACGGACCGUCAAAAAGGAGGUGAAGCAGAUAAUGGAAGAAGCAGUGACCAGAAAAUUUGUCCACGAGGACAGCGGGCACAUAAUCGCUCUGUGUGCUGCUGUAGAAGCGUGUCUCCUCCAUGGGCUGAAGAAACGCACCAUCUCCUUCCUGAGCGGCAACACGGCUGCAGCCCUCAUCAACAAGGUCGGGAAGGACUUCCAGCCGGCCGCAGACCUCGCCAAGAAGUGUCAGGAGAUCGAGCUAGAGAACGAGAAAAAAAGACUGGCCAACCUGGGGAUCACCAACAUUGGGAACGAGAUACUGAAGAGACAGAACAGCUUCACGGGUAGCGCCCAGGCCCAGAACAAGUACCUGUGGUCCCGCAUGGCACUGUACAAUAAAGUACUGGCCAGGAUUGUGGAAUACCUGACAGAAAAUAGCAGUAAAUACUAUGAAAGUAAUGCAUUACUAGCAGACCCAGUGGAAGGAACCAUCUUAGCAUCAUUACUUGUUGGCCCGUGCGCACUUGACUUCUCCAAAGUGAAGACCCCCGACCACUACUGGACAGACCCCACUGCAGAUGAGCUGGUCCAGAGACACAGAAUACCCAACCAAGCCAACCUCAACGGGCCCCCCUCCCCCAACAGAAGACCACAUCUCAAGAUCAUACGGAUGGGAUCGGGUGGACCAGAUGAUUUUGCCAACCGACUGCCGGUGUCUCCCAGAGACUAUGUGGAAUCUCUACACCAGAACUCCAGAACUACGCUCCUGUAUGGCAAAAACAAUGUUCUCGUGCAGCCCAAGGAAGACAUGGAGCCCGUGCCAGGCUACCUCUCCCUGCACCAGACUGCCGACAACCUCACCAUCAAGUGGACACCCAACCAGCUCAUGAACGGCAGUAUAGACAGCAACGAGGGAGACGCAGACAGAAGCGAGCAGAACUUCCCCGUAAGAAAACAUGACGGCGUCAUCUACUGGGAUUAUGCUGUAAACAUCAACCUAGAUGAAGUGGUGUACCUUCACUGUCAUCAACAACCGGACAGUGGAGGAACUAUAGUACUGGUGGGACAGGACGGAGUGCAGAGACCCCCCAUCCACUUUCCCAAGGGUGGUCACCUCCUGGCCUUCCUGUCCUGUCUGGAGAACGGGCUGCUCCCUCACGGUCAACUGGACCCGCCACUCUGGUCACAACGGGGGAAGGGAAAGCAGGUGUUUCCUAGGCUGCGGAGAAGAGGAGCAGCAAGCACCAGACAGGUGACCAUCCACAAAGCCGAUAGUAAGGAAGGAGAGGCAGUGGAAAGCAUUGCAGAGGAGGAGGCCACGGAUUAUGUCUUCAGAAUUCUCACAGCUUACAAACCAGAAGAAUCCAAUGCUUCUAUCCUGGUUCAACCAAGAAGACCUCAAAUGAAGAGGAGACAGAAAAGACCUCCCUUACCCCGCCCCUACCCCCUCAGCCGCCCCACCCUGCUGCCGUCGUGUGAGGGGGUGUACCUGGUAUACCAGUUUGAACCAAUCCAAGAGGAGCCUGUACAGUAUACCGUCAGCACUGAAGUUUUCGAUAAGGACAGACCAGCUAAAAAGAGUACCCCUGUGAACAAUGAGGUUUCGAUAGACCUGAUGGACCCAAAGUUCACGCGACCGCUAUCCUGGUCCUCCAAACCCCUGGUCAGACGAACGUCGUCCGGGGGGUCACAGACGUCCCCACCCUACCAGCCCACCACUGCCCAGGUCUACGCUCCCCGCAGACAGUCCACGGACUCUGAGGGGUUAAACAGCACAGGCUCACCUUCCAGUGAUGAGCCUUCCGUUUUCACCAGACAAUCGUCGUUAGAUUCAGACCCUGGUGAUUUCCUGAACAUAAGUGCCCGGCUGAGAACGUCUUUGAAGCUGCUGUGUGAUACAAUGAAAAAACAAAUCAUCUCAAGGGCCUUCUACGGAUGGUUAGCCCACUGUCGUCACCUGAGAACAGUACGUACCCACCUAUCCGGGCUGGUGCACCACAAGAUCGUGUCUCAGGACCGACCCAUGGACGCCACGUUUGGUCUGACCGGGGACAUGUGGUGGAGCAUGCACGAGGAUGGACAGGUGAAUGAUGAAGAAGAGAUCUACAGACUAGUGUAUUUUGGAGGCUGUGACCAUGAAAUUAGGGCAGAGGUGUGGCCAUACCUGCUUGGACACUACACCUUCGGAGACACGGACGGACAGAGAAGAGAGAAAGACGACCUCGCUCACACACAGUAUGAGAACAUCAUGUCGGACUGGAUGGCGGUGGAGGCCAUUAUCAGACAGAGAGACAGGGAAGCACAGGCUGCCAGUAUUGCUAAACUGUCAUCAGGAAGCAGUAUCGACAGUCAGGCCUACAAACUGUACAGCCAGGACUCCACUAUCAGUAAUGAUCAUUCCAGCAGUAUAGAUUCAUUGGUAGAUGAGGAUGAAAUUCUGCAAAAGUCUGGAGUCUACUACAACAUUAGUGGCAAUGUUGUUUUGGUUUUUGAAGAUGAUGAAGGAAACCAUGAGACAUCUCGUGCAAGAAAGAAGGACAGCGUCGACUCAUCUUCUGAGAGCCCAGAAUUUCUACAAGGCAUUAACCACACUGUGGAACUCCCGAAGGGUCUGAGUGUCGGCUCCGGGCAGGACAGAAUUGAUGAGGGGAUCGGAAGCUCUUGCAGUACGUACGACCGUGAUAGCGUGGACUAUGCCGGUCGCAUGAGCGUCAAUGACAAGGACCCGGGAGAUGAGAAUGAGAAUAGGAAGAUAAAGAGAAGCCAUGAAAUGAUCAACAUUGACAGACAAGCCACUGUAGAUGAGGAAGAUGAAGAGGACCAGAGAGACCAGGAGAUCUCGGCAUGUAUGAAUGAGCAGGAAACACUGGCAGUGGAACCCAUGGAUCGCAACCCUUCUCCUGAGUCCACACAGGGAUGUGACUAUGAUACGAAACUGUUGGACAGCUAUGGGCUGAAUCUGCACCGUAUAGACAAGGAUGUGGCCCGGUGUGACAGGAACUAUCCAUACUUCACUACUAUCAACCUGGAGAAGCUGAGGAACAUCAUGUGCACGUAUGUGUGGGAACACAUGGAGGUGGGGUAUGUACAAGGGAUGUGUGACCUGGCCGCACCUCUACUGGUCAUCCUAGAUGAUGAGGCAAAGACCUACAGUUGUUUCUGCCAGUUGAUGAAGAGAAUGUCGCAGAACUUCCCUCACGGUGGAGCCAUGGACACACACUUUGCCAACAUGAGAUCUCUCAUACAGAUUCUGGACUCAGAGAUGUUUGAGUUGAUGCACCAGAAUGGUGACUACACCCAUUUCUACUUCUGCUACAGAUGGUUUCUACUGGACUUCAAGAGAGAGCUGUUAUACGAGGAUGUGUUCUCGGUGUGGGAGACGAUCUGGACUGCCCGUCCGCUAGCCUCGGAACAUUUCGUCCUGUUCAUCGCGCUGGCUCUGGUGGAGUAUUACAGGGACAUUAUCCUGGAUAACAGCAUGGACUUCACUGAUAUCAUCAAGUUCUUCAAUGAAAUGGCGGAGAGACAUGAUGCCAAAGCUGUUCUAAAGAGGGCACGGGAGCUGGUGUUUGAACUACAGAGUCUCAUUGAGAACAAGUAGGACUUCAUUGGAGAACACAUGUCUGUAGACUGAAGAAACCAAAGUCUCAUCACCUAUACCCACCCAAACAUAGAUGAUCAACUGCCAACAUAUGAGAAAUGAUCGAAUUGUAUUCAUGUUAUAUGAGAAAAAUAGCACAGUGUAUACUUAGCUUUUGCUUUUGUCGUAAGCCAUAAACUUGAUAACUGCAAGAGACAAGGAAAAACUAAAAGUUCACAGUCAUGAUAAUUGUUACCAUUUCAUGAUAAUCCAGUUCUGAAAAUCUCUAUGAUCUGGAUGGAAACCACUUCAUGUAUUCUUGAGGACAAAAGUUAUCAUCUCAUUCU